Bactrocera neohumeralis is the source of this 1655-nucleotide messenger RNA. Its product is annotated as nicotinamide riboside kinase 1. Lineage: Eukaryota; Metazoa; Arthropoda; Insecta; Diptera; Tephritidae. The record is from RefSeq and is a predicted model, not a curated record. Gene Ontology annotation, cellular component: cytoplasm. The transcript has a single exon. Bases 213 to 1265 code for a protein of 350 amino acids.
AUUAGCUGCUCUUACCUUGUUCUAAAAUAAAAACAAAACAUCAGUGAAAAGCAAAUAAUUGUGAAACGCGUCAGCGUCUGGUUCAUAAGGUUAUCUAACAUUGGCACACUAUUUCCCGUUCGAACUUUAUCAGCUCUAAUUGCAUACUUCAACUUUCGACAAAUACCGGCAGUAAGUGUAUUGAACUGGUGUUGUGCGAACGGUCUAUCAGAAUGCCGCCGUGGCUGGUAAUAGGUGUUUCAGGUGUAACAUGUGGUGGUAAAACAACUUUGGCACACCGCUUGCGGGACUACUUUCAACAAUCACGCGGCGGAUCACUGUGGAAUACCCCUUACAUUGUGGGCGACGUACAGCUUAUAUCACAGGAUGAUUACUUCCUACCAGUUUUCGAUUUGCGACACAAGUGGAAUGAAAAACUGAACGUGAUAAAUUUUGAGCUAUUAAGCUCACUCGAUAUGAAACAUAUGCUCUCUGACAUAGCAUGGAUAAUGAAAGGUCGCAACUUGGCAAGUGAUCCAAUGGAAUACGUUGAUUACAUUAACGAGAUGUCCAUGUCAACGAAUUUCGAGCAUUAUGGGCAACCAGUUACGCAACAAAUGUACCAUCCCAACAGCUAUAAAGUCAAUCAAUGUGGCUUGUCAUCGCGACAUCAAAGUCAACAAACACAAAGUCAACACAAUCAAUAUCUACAUCAUCAUUGUCAACCACUGCAUCAGCAUGCACACAUUCAUGCAAAUGCUAAUGUGGCCCAUUCUUCCCACAUAAUGCGUAUCAACUCACAAUUGGCGCAUAUGCGUGACAACAAAAUCAAUCUGCUCAUAAUUGAAGGUUUCACCAUCUUCAAUCAGCCGGAGUUGUUAACAUUAUGUAAUAUUAAGUUCCAUUUUCAUUUGCCAUAUGAAAAAUGUUAUGCGCGUCGUCAGAAACGCACUUAUGAUCCACCUGACGUCACUGGAUAUUUUGAAAUAUGUGUAUGGCCACAUUAUGAGAAGAAUUUCAAUGAGAUACGAGAUCGACAAGAUGUUACGUUCCUAAAUGGUGAAUUAAGCAAAGAACGUAUUUUCAAAUUUGUACUGCAAAAAAUAUCCAACUACUUUGAGGAACGCUGUGAUGUGGCCUGUCCGCCACCACAAAAGCUUUUAGGCAUACCGAGUUGCUUGGCAAAUGGUCCCUUGAGUAAUGAGAGUUGUGCUAGCAGUAGUACACGUUUAAUAGCCGGUAUUGGUGGGAACGUGACAAAAGCCAGCCCUAUGGAGCAACAGUGAAUUUAUGGGGGAAUUUGUUUUGAAAUUCUCUAGUACGAAAGCUUGUUACAAUUGUAAAGAUUUCCUAACAUAUUAUUUACAUUAAUUUAUUACUAUUUAAAUGCACCGAAAUUUUACAUCUUAAGAGUGUUAUUUAAGAAAGGCGGAUACCAGUUUAUAGUUGUAAUAAAGUUGCAGUCUUUUUGAGUACCGAAAUUGUAAAAACUCAAGAUGUAUACUUAUUGUAUAUAGAUAUAUAUUAAAGAUGAACCAUCGUACCUUGUACUCACUAUGUAAUUAUGCGUACAAAAUAUUAAAUAAUUUUGAUGAAUGUAAAUGAACUAUAAAUAAUUGGAAGUAGUAAUCGUGAAAUAAAAUAUUAUAUUAUCUUAUACAUAUAUAAAAUUGAAA